UACACCACGCAUGAAUUUGUUUACAUUCCUACCCACAAGCUGUAAUUUUCCGAAAGAAAAAUCUCUCCAUCGUUUUUUUAACGAACGCCCUUUUUCCCAACUUUCACUCUCUUUUUUGAGAAAAAGAAAAAGGAUAAAAAAAUUUCAAGGAUUGUACUACACUACUAACUCUACAGCUAAAGGUAGGCAGACGACAAAGUGAAGAGAAAAGCCACCCAGAAAGAAAGAAAGAAAGGGAAAAUCAGUUGGAAAACAUAAUAGUAAGCAAAUGAGCAUAUCUUUACCAAUGAGGCUGCUAUUGCCUUUAACCACUCCCACCAGAACUCCUUCUCCUCCUUAUUAUUAUUCUUUUCUCUUUUCUCCAAACCCUAAUUUCACUCUCUCCUCUCAGUCUCAUCACUCAUGUUCUUUCAGAAAAAGCCCACAUUCCUUCUCUAAGCAAAAGUGGCUUUGUGGACAUACAAGAAGAUAUAAAGAGAUGGAUGGCUAUAGAUAUGAAGAGGAGGAUGCAAUUUGCUUAUUUAGUUCUGAUGAAGAUACUGGGACACAGAUUCCAACACAAGCCCAAUCUAUUGUGGAAGGAUCAGGGGCAGUUAUGGUUUCAGAGUUGAAACCUCUUCCUGAUGUAGAUUAUUUGCAGGAGUUAUUAGCAAUUCAGCAGCAAGGGCCUAGAGCUAUUGGGUUUUUUGGGACACGGAAUAUGGGGUUCAUGCACCAAGAGCUUAUUGAGAUCCUUAGCUAUGCAUUAGUUAUAACUAAAAACCAUAUUUAUACAUCAGGUGCAUCAGGUACUAAUGCAGCUGUUAUCAGAGGUGCUUUAAGAGCAGAGAAACCUGAGUUACUUACAGUAAUAUUGCCACAGAGCUUGAAGAAACAGCCACCUGAGAGCCAGGAAUUAUUAGAAAAGGCCCAUCAACUGGAAGUUCUAGCUCGAGUUGCUUUUGGUAUCAUUUGGAAACAGUCAUAUACCAAGGAUUUACCAGUUGCACUACCGACGUGGAAUGUGGCUUGUGCCCAAAGAUGACCUGUCAAGUAUCUAGUUGAAACUUUUAACACCAGUACAAGGCUUGCAGUAGUUUAAUUAUGAUAUUUCUUUUGUAUUAAGCACUAUGUAAUAGACUAUUAUUGUAUGCAAUAGUGAGGAGAAAAUUUAGUUCUUAAGGCUCAUAGGCAUUUGAAAUUUUUAUUGGAAAAUUUCAUUUUUGGUCCCUAAUCUUCUGCAAGACACAUUAUGAAUGGAUAUACUUUAUCACAAGUAAGGUAAAUUCAGUGUUAUAUUUCCAUUAUGCAUUAUACAGUAAGAAUGUGAUUUUUUUACGGUUUUUAUUUCACAUUCUCAUUGUUGUGGUUUUGCUUAAAAGCAUAAUCUAAGAGAUCCUUAGUGUUUGCUCAAAUGUAACACAAGUUUCAAAUUUUUUAUGCUUGAAUUUUAUUGCUUUAUAGAAGAUGGUUGCCACCAUGGUCCAAGUCCAGGGAUC
Durio zibethinus is the source of this 1478-nucleotide messenger RNA. RefSeq lists its product as uncharacterized. The record is from RefSeq and is a predicted model, not a curated record. NCBI's taxonomy places the organism in Eukaryota, Viridiplantae, Streptophyta, Magnoliopsida, Malvales, Malvaceae.